GCGAAAUAUAUUCAUAAAAAUAAAAAGCAAUGUAUUCCCAACAUGUUCAAGGGCAUGAGAAAUAUCCAGGAGGGGCCAUUCCAAUAAUCCCCGUUCCUCCUGCUAAUCUCAACUCUUCAUUCAUGUACACAACUAGUCAAGUUAGCGGCAGUUCUCUCCAUUGGUCAAGUGGCCUCUGCCAUUGUUGUGAUGAUCCUGCAAACUGUUUAAUCACAUGUUUCUGCCCAUGCAUCACCUUUGGGCAGAUUGCAGAGAUUGUGAGCAAAGGAUCAAUCUCGUGUGCGGCGAGUGGAAUAGUGUAUGGAUUGCUGAUGGGAUUGGGGUGCUUGUACUCAUGCUUCUUUAGAUCCAAGCUAAGAGGGCAGUAUGACUUGGAAGAAUCACCACUCCCUGACUGCCUUGUUCAUUGCUGCUGUGAGCCUUGUGCUUUGUGUCAAGAGUACCGUGAACUCAAGAAGAGAGGUUUUGACAUGGGCAUUGGGUGGCAGGCCAAUGUUGAUAGAAAAAGCCGUGGAGUGAUGUUACCUCCAGUGGUUGGAAAUGGCAUGACAAGAUGA
This is a messenger RNA of Dioscorea cayenensis subsp. rotundata (Guinea yam), 557 nucleotides long. RefSeq names its product cell number regulator 1-like. NCBI's taxonomy places the organism in Eukaryota, Viridiplantae, Streptophyta, Magnoliopsida, Dioscoreales, Dioscoreaceae. The coding region runs from base 30 to 557 and encodes 175 amino acids. The transcript is spliced from 4 exons. The record is from RefSeq and is a predicted model, not a curated record.